Python bivittatus (Burmese python) is the source of this 3008-nucleotide messenger RNA. RefSeq names its product protein-L-isoaspartate (D-aspartate) O-methyltransferase domain containing 1 (gene PCMTD1). Gene Ontology annotation, molecular function: protein-L-isoaspartate (D-aspartate) O-methyltransferase activity. Gene Ontology annotation, cellular component: cytoplasm. Gene Ontology annotation, biological process: protein modification process. Lineage: Eukaryota; Metazoa; Chordata; Lepidosauria; Squamata; Pythonidae. The record is from RefSeq and is a predicted model, not a curated record.
UAUCUGGACUGUCCUUAAGAUAAAUACUUUGUAAAUUUAGGUAAUUGCAUUGCCCUCAUCUUGAGAAUUAAUAAGCAAUGUUGUUCUUUUUUUAAUUGACAUGAGCCACUUCAAAUUUUGAAAAUGGAAGGAACCUUAUGGCUAUCUAAUGCACAAAUGUUGCAGUGCCAGGGCUCCUCUUCACUUGUUUAUUGAAGGGGAAUGUGUUGUCUUUUCUGCUCCCAGUCAGCUUCUAGAUGUAGAAUAUCCGUCUUGGAGGGAGAGCCACGGGGUAGUGCUAGAUUGCCCACCUGCUAGCACUCUACCAAUCCCCCAAGUGCAAAAGCUGAUAUGAUCCCUUCUGGGCAAGAAAAGCAACAGUUCAUCUCUGGGGUAUGAAAGAGUCAUCUUUCUACAAUGAUUUGAAUUUUGUGAACCUGCAUUUGUAGUUGGCAAUUGCUUGCAGAUAGCCUCAGACAGUCAUCAGUAUGACCGGAUUUAUUGUGGAGCAGGUGUGCAAAAAGACCAUGAAAACUACAUGAAAAUUUUAUUGAAAAUUGGAGGCAUUCUGGUUAUGCCUAUAGAGGAUCAGCUAACCCAGAUCCUGAGAACUGGACAGAAUACUUGGGAAAGCAAAAACAUCCUUGCUGUAUCGUUUGCUCCACUUGUACAGCCAAGCAAAAGUGACACCAGCAAACAUGAUAGCGUGGGGCUGCCCCCCUGUGCUGUUAGGAAUCUACAGGAUUUGGCUCGGAUCUACAUUAGGCGCACCCUUAGAAACUUUGUAAAUGAUGAAAUGCAAGCCAAAGGUAUUAUACAGAAGCCUCCACCAAAGCGUAAACGCAGAAGAUGUCGUAGACGCAGGAUUAAUACCUAUGUGUUUGUUGGCAAUCAACUCAUUCCUCAACCUCUAGAUAGUGAAGAAGAUGAAAAGAUGGAAGAAGACCACAAAGAAGAUGAUGAUAAAGAUCAAAAUGAAGUCUUGAAAGCAGAGGAACCUCCACGAAACCUGCUGCGGGAAAAGAUUAUGAGUCUACCGCUCCCUGAAUCUCUAAAAGCCUACUUGACAUACUACAGAGAAAAAUAACCCUUGCUUUUAAGUAGAAAUAAUAAUGCCUACUUGAUAGUUUUUUAAUCCUCGAAAUGUAGCAUUUACUUAAGUACAGUAAUCUUUCAACAAGGCUAUAGAGCUGUGAUGAAUCGAAACAUAACUUGUCUUAACUUUGCUACAAGGACUUGGAUUCAGCAGUAGUUUCCUAUUUUAAAUCCUAUUUUGUUACCUUUUCUUUUUCCAGAAAAUAUUCUUUUAACUUGGAUAGAAAUGUGUUCCACAGCAGUAUAUAGCAUUAAUUAAGAGUUUGCAUGAUAAAUCUUUUUGUUCCCUAACAAAUUUGUAUUGAUGAGGAUUAGUGAUAUUUUAUACAAGUGAAUAAACAAAACAAGUGUAUACAGAUAACAAUCUGCAUUCUCUUAAGCAAGUUUUUAAAUGAGCAGACAUUUGUCGUCUCACUGAAUUAGAACAUUUUAUUUUACCAUGGUUAUAUUCCAAUCAUCGUUACUGUGUUGAAGUGAGUGUGUUCAGAGGAAUACACAAGUGCAAUAGCUGCGGACACUGAAUGAGCUGGCUUUAGUGUAAUAUGAGCAUUCAAAUUUAGAAAUGACAGAUAUUUUCUUUUAUAUCUCUUGCCAAAAAAUGUCAAAAAAAGUGACUGCUUCUCUGUCCCUUUCUCUCUCUGAGCCUUAAAGAAACAUAUUGACUAUAACAUUUCUAAAAAUUCUUUUCUUUAACACCAGCCAAUGAUUGAUUUCUUAACUUUCCAGCAUUUAUGAAAAAGUAUGUAACUUAUUUUUAAAUUUAAUGGUACAGAAAACAUAUUUCAUUUAUAAAAGAUUGUAAUUUAGGAUUCAGCUACUAUAUGUAUGUCUUUGUAGAAUAGAACAUGUAAAAAUUUUACUUGUAUUGCUUUUUUGCAUAGCAGUAAUAUUAGAAUUCAAGGAUUUAUUCAGCAAUGCACUUUAAGUGAUUCUGUACCUUAUUUAUUGCAGAUAAGGGAAGAUGUAUUUCAUUUUUACACUUGAUAUUGAUACUCCUUUUUGCAAGCUUGGGGACUCACGUUGCUUGACUAUAAUGUUCCAUCUGCAUUUUUUAUUAAAUAUUUAAAGGGGUUAUUUUUUAGAGCAUCUUUCUACUAGCAUUAAGUGAAUGAAAUAAAAUGGAGUUCAAAAUAUGCUUUAAAAUCUACUGUUGUUGAGAACACCUAAUCCCUGGGGCCAAUUAAAAGCAUUCCUUAUGGAGAAGAUUCCUAUACAGUUUAUUAUUGUACAUACAUAAACCAGAUUAAAUAGAUGAUAAAUGCUAUAGAUGUUCUCACAUUCUAAACUAAUAGAAAUAAACCAGUUCAACUGCGUAAUUCAAUCUGUCUUUUUUUCUAGUGUUCACUUCAUAGUAUUAUAAAGAUCUUGAGCAGUCUGUGAAAUAUAUGGGCUUUGUUCUUUAUAUACAAAUAAUGCCCCCCCCUUUUUUUUUUCUUUGCAAUUAUCAAAUUAAAUUCCACAGGUGAAAAAGGUUCAGGGGUUAUAAUUUAGAGUGGUUUUCAGAAAAUUAACACUAACAAAUAGCAUAUAUUACUGGAAACGUUUGCCAAUCUUAUUUCACAGCAACACAAACUGACAAAUGGCAGGCUUAUAUAGUGAAACUACUGCAGUAAUUCUGAAUGUUCAGUGGUGGGAAGCAUUGAUAGAUGCAAUGUAUUUUAUUAUCUGGAAUGAAGCUUAAGGCAUUUUGAAAAACAAUUAUCUUCUAGUCUUGGUUUUUCAUAUUUUCUCAAUUUUCAGGGUGCAAAAUGUAAAAAACUUUUCCCAGAAAUUUAUACAGGUUUUAAUGUAUUUUCUGUUGUAAACUUGUUCAGAUAGGCAAUAGAGGAGUUAUAAAUAUUAUGGGGCUUUUUUGUUUUUGUUUUUAUUUUAUUUUUUAGUUACGGAAGCAUUUUUUUGUGUGUAUAAGUUUACUUCCCAUUUUUGGAUUUGUA